This is a messenger RNA of Diabrotica virgifera virgifera (western corn rootworm), 3607 nucleotides long. RefSeq lists its product as uncharacterized. The transcript has 2 exons. Lineage: Eukaryota; Metazoa; Arthropoda; Insecta; Coleoptera; Chrysomelidae. The coding region runs from base 2320 to 2883 and encodes 187 amino acids. The record is from RefSeq and is a predicted model, not a curated record.
CUAGGUACAGUGGAACCCCGAUAAGUCGGCCCCCGAUAACCCGGAAGUCCGGCUAACCCGGACCGAUUUUCAUCAGACAAAAAUUUAACAAAUAAACAAUUUAACAAUUUUAUCAAAUAAAAAUGUAUGUAGGCCAAAUAUUAUUUGAGAGAUAACCUGUCUGUAUUCCUUUUCCUUUAUUUAUGCCAAACUGUCUUAGCAUUGUUUAAAAUAGACGUGACUAUUUAAAAAUUCCUUUUUAAAACAAUGGGCUUAGUCUGUUCUUAAAUAACAACAUUGUUCCUUGUAACCGUAUUGUGUGUAAUUGUGUUUGUGUGAUUUUUGUCUACGUAAUGGUAACAAAACGUAAAAAUGUUGUAGUGACAAUGGAAAAGAAACUAGAAACAUUAGGUAGGAUUGAUAAAGGCGAAUCUUUAAAAUAAAUUUAUUGCAGCAUCAUAAUAUGAUAUUAUGAUACCAUAGGUCUGGAUCCCGCGUAUGAAAAAAAAGUUGAUUAAUAGCAAGCUAAAAAUUUGUUAAUAGCUUAAGGGUGUCUAGUAGGAUAAACUUUGAUAUAUGGGAACACUGUAACAGGGGCAGUAUUAAUUGUGGAACAGGUCAAAAAUUUGGAACGGUCAGAACACGAAAAUGGCACAUUUGUUUUGUCCGACAGAACAGACAUAAACUCUCCGAACAGAGAUUAAACUCUCAUGCAAAAAUCAGACUGCUAUUUAUCACCUGUCAUAAUUCCUGUCAUUUGACAUAUUCUACAUGUUCCACUCAUUAAAACGCCAAUUUGGUGAUAAAUAGCAGUCUGAUUUUUGCAUGACAGUUUAAUCUCUGUUCGGAGAGUUUAAGUCUGUUCUGUCGGACAAAAUACAUGUGCCGUUUUCGUGGUCUGACCGUUCCAAAGUUUUAACCUGUUCCACAGUUAAAACUUCCCCUGUUCCAGUGUCCCCUAUGUGUCCCAUAUAUUAAUGUUUGUCCGACUAGACACCCUUAAGCUAAUAACAAAUUUUCAGCUUGCUAUUUAUCAACUUUUUUUUCGUACGCUGGAUCCAGACCUACCAUAUUAUGGUGUCGGUACAUCUCUACAGUAUGACUGAGUUUUUUACCAAGAAAUGAACAAAACUCUACACUCUAUACAACUAUACGUAAUUUAGAUGUGUACUGUGCAUAUGUAUUUCAUGUUUUUGUAAUUAUAAUGGAGGUUAUUUAUUAAUUUUUACUAUAUUCUCCGGCUAACCCGGAUUUUCGAUAACCCGGAUCGGCCGCGGUCCCGAUUAAUCCGAGUUAUCGAGGUUCCACUGUAUUUUCGAAUUUCGUAUCAGGCGGGGAUAAAAUUUUAACUACAAGCCGACCACCAGAAGCAAAAGCAAAGAAAACAAAAAACAAGAGGAACAUUUGGAACAAGAAGAACAUAUAGAACAAGAAGACAUUUUGGAAACAACAAUCAUGGCAACAGAAAAACAGGAGUUAUCAGGAAUAGAUAAAUUAUUACAACUGAUGCAACUCCAGUCACAAAAAAUGGAAGAAAAUCAAAGGGAAACAAAACAAGCAAUGGAUAAAAUGGAUAAAAAUCAGGAGGAAACAUCAAAGAAAAUAGAUAACAUGCAAGAAAAUCAGGAAGAAACAAAACGAGUAAUGCAAGACAAUCAACAGGAAACAAAACAAGCAAUAGAAGAGAACAAUAAGAAAAUAGAGGAACGCAUAGGAAAGUAUGAAAAGGAAAUAAAAGGAUGAAAAUUUGACAACAAUGAAAAACGAGAUAGAACAACAAGAAAUGAAAAUUAAAGAUCACAUGAAAGAACAAGAAAUGAAAAUUCAAAAUAAAAUGGAGGAGUUAACAAAUUGCCAGAAAAAGGAACUAGAAAAUUUGGAAAAUAAUAACUAAAAUUUGGGGCGCAAAUAAACGGACUUUGGCAACAAUAAAUGAAGGAAUAUGAAUAAGGGUUCGAUUGGGAAAGAAAUUUGAUGCACUACAAUGUGUUAUAAUGCCGAACAUGAUACAUGAUAUGAUCGUAGGAGUGGAUGAAUUGUCAGAAAAACAAGUGGUGAUAGAUUUCAAAAAUAACACGAUGAAAAUCACAGAGGAAAAAGAAGAACAGGACAUUAUGGAAAUGGACAAGGAACAUGAGAAACGGAAAAAGGAAAAUUUAGACAAAAAACAAACGGUGGAAAUGAAUUUGGCAAUGAAGCAAGGACAGAAAAGAAAGAGGAGAAAGCAAUAGAAGAUGAUUAAAGAAGAUGAAGCCUGGGAUUCCUCGAAAGAAGAGAUGAGCACAGAAGAAGAAAAGAUUGACAAAGGAAAAUGAAGCUUGGGAUUCCUCAAAAGAAGAGAUGAGCCCAGAAGAAGAAAAAGAAGAAAAGAGAUUGACAAAGGAAACUGAAGCUUGGGAUUCCUCAAAAGAAGAGAUGAGCCCAGAAGAAGAAGAGAUAAGAAUAGAAAAGGAAGGCGAAAGAGAUACAAUUGAAACUGUAGUAUUUGAAGAAGAAGUAUGCGAAAAGGAGGAGGCAGAAUACACAAUAAACAUGUGUAAAGAAUCAGAGGAAAAAGGAAGAAAACUGAUAUGUGGAAAAGAAAAGGAGAAGGAACUGCGUGUAAAAUUGAGGGAGUAUGAAAAUUUAAUAAAUGAAGAAAACAAAGUAGCCAAAAAGUAUGAACAUUCCUUUGAGGUUAAAGACGUAGGAAAUUUUCGAUCGAAAACGUACCCAAUCCCAUAUAAGUACAGACACUGGGACAAAGGAAGCAAUUGUUUUUCAGGCGGGAAUAAAUAUUUUGAUAUAAAAGAAAACUGUUGUUGUCGAGAGAAAAUCAUUCUUUUCGUUGCACUUAUUGAAAACGAUUUUAUCUCAAAACAAGGCGGGGUUGUUAUUGUGUAUCAAUCUAUCAAUCAAAGAUAGAAUAAGAAACUUUAUUAAUGUUAGUAUAACGCGGGCACAUAAAUUUGAUACACCCUGUAUAUUGAUUUGUAACUAUUUAUUAUAAGUAGUUUUUAAGAAGUGGGUUUAUCUAUAAUGAGUUUUUUCCCUGAAAAAUAAAAGACAUUAGGAAAGAAAGUAAUAUGAAUAGACAAAAAGGUCACAAUGGACAAAGGCUUGGUUUCAAAACUGAGCUAUGUACUCUGAUGUCAGUUUACUGGAAGAAUUGCGACUUGAUCCAUCAGAUUGACUUAAUUACUUGAGAAUGGAUCAAAGUACAUAUUUUGAACUAUUUUUUUUAAUAACUCUUUUGAUACAAAAACAAGACAAGCGAAUGCGACGGGCUAAGUAAUUAAAGACAUACUGACUGCAACAUUUUUGGCAACUGUAAAGAGCUAGGAACUACACUUCAUUUUGAUUCAUAGAGUUGGACUUCAUUUUUUUAAUCAGUUUUUCGUGGGCUUUUUUUUUCUGACAAUCACUGUACGGUUUAUUUUUAAUUUGCCAUAAACAGGGAUAACUUCUGUAAAGCUCUAGGAAUUCAGUAAAAAAAAUUUCUCAACAUGGUCUCUAGAUCACUCAUGGUUCUUAAUACACCGUUUGUUUUCUCAUAAAAUGCUCAAUAAUAUGAAAUAUCCAACGAGCGUUCUUACACGACUGAUUGAAAAUGAAAGAUGCAGAGACUUGUCCAUACAACUGUCGUUGU